CAGCAAUUGAAUUCAUGUCACUAAACAACGCAUUCGACUCUACUUCGCAUAUUCCUCUGCUCGUGCUAGGAAAGGGAUUUAUUGGUAGUUACGUUGUGGAUCUCUGCACUAGCUCAAGUAUUCCUGUUGCAUCCACAACUACCACUGGUCGUGAUGACACCAUUCCUUUCAAGUUUGAUCCAUUAGCUACUCUUCCAUCAACGCAAGAUGACCGUUCUAGUACCGAUCAAUACUACAAUUUACCAACUGCAUUGACAGUGUUGAUUACGUUUCCAAUGAUGGGAUCUCAUGUACCAACUGUCUUUUCUAUGCUUUAUGCUCAUACUCAUCCAUUGCAUCCAUCUCCCAACUUGAUUCUACUUGGAUCUACAAGUGCAUGGAAAACUGAUGUUUCCGUAUUGGAUCAAAAACCAGGGUCUAAUGUAUGGCUGGAUCGACAUUCCCCCAUAGAUAUCGAGUCCGAUGCAAGACUUCAAGCCGAGCAAACCGUUUUACAGUCUAAAGGGGUCGUUCUCAACCUAGCUGGGUUAUGGGGAGAUAAGCGACAUCCACGCAACUGGGUCAACCUCAUCGCACCCACCAAACUUGCCUUGGCUAGCAAAACAUCAUUACAUCUAGUACACGGCAUGGAUGUUGCUAGAAUUGUUCUAGCCUUGAUUUCUCGUCCAUUCAGUUCUGGAGAACGUUGGAUUGUGACAGAUCUGAAUGUGUAUGAUUGGUGGCAAGUUGUCUUGGCAUGGAGUAUUCAAAAACAAUCUUGUAAUCCAGUGGCAGAUGAGAAUAACCCUGCUAUAUGGGUCAAGGAAUUGAUGGAAGAAAGAGGUGUUCGUGGACUGCCCAGAUCUUCCACUGAUUUAUUGCGUGCCUUGGACUCGAGAGAUGUGUGGUCACAAUUGGGUUUGGUGGGUCCAUGCUAUACACUCAUGAAUGAUCCUUGUCCAGUGUUGCCAUUCUAGCAGUUGUGCUUUAUUUUAUUUGCUCAUUUUGGCUUCUUUUUUUGAUUGAAUGAAUCGCAUCAAAUCUG
Molecule: messenger RNA, 1024 nt
Organism: Batrachochytrium dendrobatidis JAM81
Lineage: Eukaryota; Fungi; Chytridiomycota; Chytridiomycetes; Rhizophydiales
Exons: 1
Coding region: 15-956 (313 amino acids)
Source: RefSeq, a predicted model, not a curated record